Molecule: messenger RNA, 1283 nt
Organism: Aspergillus uvarum CBS 121591
Lineage: Eukaryota; Fungi; Ascomycota; Eurotiomycetes; Eurotiales; Aspergillaceae
Product: BRCT domain protein
Exons: 5
Coding region: 114-1043 (309 amino acids)
Source: RefSeq, a predicted model, not a curated record
CAGAGAGCCAAUAUAACUUUCUCUGCUACUAUCCUUCAUAUUCCUAGUUCUGGUACACCGAACCCUCCCCUCCCAACUCCCUCCACCCGCUCCAUACCAAACGACCAAAAGCCAUGGGCAAGACAUUCCAAAAGAUCCACGCCUGCUCGGCAGGCAAAUUCCCCAAAGACGGAGACAAAAUCCCGCAAUGGAUUCGCGCCAAUGGAGGAGAAUACUAUUCGACUAUCACCCCGCAAGUAACUCAUCUCAUCACGACUCUCGAGGCGUAUAAGAAAAACAUCACGCCAGUCUGCAAAGCCAAGGCGCUGAAAAACAUCAAGAUCGUGACGUUCGACUGGCUGGAGGAUUCAUUGCUCGCCAAGGACAAAAAGCCAAAACGGGUGACUGAAUACCUCCUCGAAACGGUAGUGAAGGAGGAAGAAAAACGGAAGAAGAAACCUGCUCGAGGGGCUUCUCGGGCCACAAAGUCGGUGGGUGCUGCAGGCACAGCGAGGAAGGCUGGUGCUGCGAAGAAGCCCGCAGGGAGAAUCAAGAAUCCAGACCCGUUUGGAAAGGCCACUGCCAAAUUCAAGGCUGGAACCGCUGCGGCCAAGUAUUGCAUCUACGUGGGCGAGAAAACUGGGAUCAAGUAUGAUAUCCCUCUGGUGCGGGUUAUGUCCUCGAGAAGGUCGAGGGAGAAGAUCCGCCUCAAGGUAUACGAAUCAAAGGCCGAACCACACGUUUACGCUACGCACAUGGAGUACAGUCGAACUGGGGCGUUUCGUGCCCAGAUUUUGACACCUCUGGGAACUAGUCUGAAGACGGCCAUGGAUGCAUUUGAGGCAAAGUUCAAGAGUAAGACAGGGAUAGCCUGGGCUGAUAGGUCGAAUGGGGUUGCGCCGCCUCCGAAGGUGGACAAGGAAGGCAAUCCGCUUCCUGCGUAUGAGGGAUGGUAUUUCUUCGAAGACGGCCAGAGCAUAUUAUCCCAGUACUUGCAGUCUUCUAAUGCUGUCGAAGAUCAGGGGCGUGAAUUCGAAACAGCUGGUGGGGCCAUUUUGGAUUGAUGGAAGAAAUGCAUUGCUCUGGGCGCUGGAAAUCGAGCAGAAGCAGGCAUUGACCUUAGCCUGGAUACCACUCGUGGGCUUACCCCCGGCUUGGACAACUCAGUUCUAGGUGAUCGUGAGAUGCAACGGGAAAAGCGGUGCGCUGGGCUUAAAUUGCAGAAUGGGUGAUCAUUUCGGAAUUGCCCUACGAAAGGCACCCAUGUAUAUAUAUAUUGCAGGAUCCCCACCAGAGGGCGCGAG